Paramecium tetraurelia is the source of this 1536-nucleotide messenger RNA. RefSeq lists its product as uncharacterized. Gene Ontology annotation, cellular component: nucleus. The transcript is spliced from 6 exons. Gene Ontology annotation, biological process: regulation of DNA-templated transcription. The record is from RefSeq and is a predicted model, not a curated record. Lineage: Eukaryota; Ciliophora; Oligohymenophorea; Peniculida; Parameciidae. Gene Ontology annotation, molecular function: RNA polymerase II cis-regulatory region sequence-specific DNA binding; DNA-binding transcription factor activity, RNA polymerase II-specific.
AUGAACGAAUUUUAAACAUUUUUUGUCGGUUUGGGAGAUCGAUAAUAUACUCCCAUUUCGGAUGAAUACAGAAAAUAAUUUAAGAUCAGAGGUGACUUCAUCUACCCAUCUAAUAAAAAGUUUGAUCAAAUUUGUAAGAGGUUGAAAGAUGAAAAAUUGAGAAGCAAAAGAAAAUGGGACAACUCUUUUAAAUUAUUUAUGAUUUGGUUUCUGGUUAAAUAUUUUGAGAAAUAGAACCUUACUAAUAUUCUUCCGGAUGAGAAUGACUGGGUUAAUUUCGAAAAUAUCCUUAAAAUUGACAGACAUUCAUUAAAGCAGAGAUGGAUAACCCUCAUAAACCCACAGAUGAAAUCAACUAACUGGCUUCAAGAAGAGGAUGAUUUCAUCAAAACACAAAUGAAGUAGUCUAAUCAAUUUAAACAUAGCCAAAAGCAUAAACACAUUUGGACACAGAUAGCAGUCUCACUAUACGAAAGAAAUCUGUAAGGUAACAUACGAACACCUAAACAAAUAAGGGAAAGAUGGAUGAAUUAUCUUAACCCUGAAUUGAAUAAAGAUCAAUGGAUGCUCAAGGAGGAUUUGAUUAUUCUCAAUAACGUUGUAAAGAAUGGAAAGAAAUGGUCCUAAAUUUCAUAAUAGUUAAAUGGAAGAACAGAGAAUUAAGUCAAAAAUCGCUACAAAUCUCUAAUUCAUAAAAUAUGCAAAGAUGAUGAAUGUGAUGAAAUUGAUAUGGUUAAACAAUACAUAAGAAAAAAUCAAGCUCAUGUGGAUUCCAAUAAGUAAGGAAUCAUAGGAAAAAGAGGUAGGCAUAAAAAAGGAAUAAGAAGUAAAGACUAAAAUGUUGAAUCAAGAAAAUAAAGAAAUCUCCCAAAAAUCAUAAAACAAGAAGAAUAACUAUCACAUUAAUCAUUUAAUUAACCAGCAUAAUUAAUUAUUUAAUAAGCAUAACAAUAAUAGUAAUAGUAAUAAUAUUAGUAAUAAUAAUAAUAAUAAUAGUAAACUUAACAAAUGUAAUUGUAACAAUUACAAUAGUAAAUGAAUUUUAAUAAUGAAGAAAUGAAGAUUGCUUUAAACUUACACUCUAAUUUCCUUUAAGAAGAUAUGAAAAAUGCAACACCUUUAAUGAUGAUAUAAUGUUUAACAUCACCUGGGUAUCAAUUUUUAGAGAAUCAAUUCUUAAAACAAUUAUCUCCAGGAAUAGUUGAGGAAGGAGAGUGCAAUCAGAAUUCCUCUUUGCAAUUACAUAAAUUAAAUAAUAUGUAUAAAGCCAGUUCCGCUUCACCAUUUUUGUUGCCCUCCAUGUUGCAAUCUCCAUUUUGGAAUAACGAAUAAUAUUUGUAGUAACAUGAUGAAUAAAUGGCACCGCCUAUGCAGACAUAGUAAUUUACAUAAUAGAUAUCUACUACUCCUUUUUUGAAUUUAGGUUAUUUAGGAAAACCUAAAUUAAAUGGUUUUUCCAAUAAAAAAGAACUAGACUUAUUACAAGAGAACCCAAUUUAAUCAUUUAAUAAAAGAAGAAAUCUUAAUUAAUAGUGA